AUAACAUAACCUCCAAUAAGUAAAUUGUUUUUAGAAAUUUAGUAUAUUGCUGUGAAUGAAAUUAGUAUACAGUAGUAUAAAAUGGUGUUUAUUUGCGUUUUGUUUAUAAAUUUGCUAUUUGCUGCUGCCCAAGACUCUGGCUACUGUGAUGCUUCCUCAAAAAGUUGCGAUCUUAACGUAGACGAACAAAAACUCAUUUUCUAUGAUGUAAAUCCACCAGAAGGCUUCAAUUUACGUCGUGAUGUAUACAUGAGAUUCGCUAUAAUGCUCGCCGAAGCCCAGAAGCAUGGAAAACGGAAGAACUGGCAGUUAGUUUUGCCACCUUGGUAUCAUUUAUACCAUUGGAAAAUAUCACGCAACCCGACUCCAUGGGGCUCUUUCUUCGACUUAAACUCUCUUAAAUCGUACGCCCCUGUAACUGAAAUGUACGAGGUGAUGAGUAAAACUCCUAAACUAACCAUUGACAGAUUAUAUGUACUCCAAAACUACGAAGAUGCAUUUGAAGGUGGCCAUUUUAAAGAGAAGUGGGAAAUUAGUAAAGAAAACUGUCACUACGAAGGUUUUUGGGGCUACAACAAUAUAACAGUAACAGAGAAGAUUUGCGUUAAAUUUCAAGGGAAAAUUUCCAAAUUAUGGGAGCUAGUACAACUCCAUCAGAAGGACACUAAAAUAAUGUUUUCACACGGAGAAAUACCGUUACACGACUCUUAUGGUACUAAAAGUUUUUGGGACUGCAGACGGAGCAUGAAAUUUAACAAUAACCUGAUGCAAAUUGCAUCAAAAUACAUUGCAGAUAACUUGAAUUGUGAUACUACAAAGUGCACUACAUAUUUAAGCAUACACUGGAGAAGGCAAGACUUCAUUUACGGUAGAAAAGAUUUUGCGCCAUCUAUUGAGGGUACAGCUAAACAAAUAGACACAGCAAUCAAAAAUAACAAUUUAAAAAUUAAUAAAAUCUUCAUAGCUACCGACGCAUUUAAAUCAGAAAUAGAAAAACUGGAAGAGCAAUUAAAAACACUUAAUUAUAAUCCGUUUCUAUACAUACCUACUAGAAAAGAUAUAGAAUUAUAUGGAGAUGGGGGGAUAGCGAUAAUAGAACAAAUAAUAUGUUCCCGGAGUUCAUAUUUUAUAGGAACUCAUGAAAGUACAUUUACAUUCCGUAUUCAAGAAGAACGAGAGAUCUUAGGGUUUGAUAGUAAAACGACUUUUAACCGUUUGUGUCCAGACAAGGGGAAAUGUGAUAAGCCUUCAAAGUGGACUAUCGUACAUUAACACUCGUGCAAUCCACCUAGGGUUGCCAUAUGGAAGAAUUAAAAGUGCUGAUAAAAAUCCGGAUAUCACCCUAAAAAUCCGGACAUUUCUUGUAGCAGAGAUUUGGCAUAGCUUGAACGACGCCCCGGCGGCGCGCUGCUCUCUGUGGUGUACUGUAUCGUGGAUCUACUUUUCCCUUUCCCUUCGCCCGAUCUCGUAGCCCCCUCCCCGGGCGCGCAUUUUAUUUUUAUAAGGUCAUUCCUAAAAAUCCGGACACAUGCCAAGUCCGGCCGCAAUCCGGACAAAGGGUCAAAAAUCCGGACAUGUCCGGACAAAUCCGGACGUAUGGCAACCCUAACUCCACCACCAAAAUCUUGAUAAUUUCACUGCAGGAUGGGGUUGAGAGACCCCAUGCAAAGUACUGACUCCUAUAGUUAUUGACCAGUAUAUAAAAAUCUACUCUCAAAUGGCUCCUUAAGCCUCUCUCUCACUCUCUAUUGCAUCUCACUCUCUCAUUAAGCAAAAUGUGAGAUGGACUCAUUGGACAAAGGAAUUGGAUUGGUCGUAUACCACGCCAAGUAAAUAGUUUAGAAGCUGUUGCAUAAUAUCAAAUAGUAUUGACAUAUUGAUGAAAAUAAUUUGUACCUAAUUUUAUACAUUUAUUUUAUAUUAUAUUCAAUCUUUAAUGAGAAUCUUGAUUUCUCUUA
Cydia fagiglandana is the source of this 1958-nucleotide messenger RNA. RefSeq names its product GDP-fucose protein O-fucosyltransferase 2 (gene pofut2). The coding region runs from base 82 to 1272 and encodes 396 amino acids. The record is from RefSeq and is a predicted model, not a curated record. NCBI's taxonomy places the organism in Eukaryota, Metazoa, Arthropoda, Insecta, Lepidoptera, Tortricidae. Gene Ontology annotation, biological process: protein O-linked glycosylation via fucose. Gene Ontology annotation, molecular function: peptide-O-fucosyltransferase activity. The transcript has a single exon.